This is a messenger RNA of Dermacentor andersoni, 3418 nucleotides long. RefSeq lists its product as uncharacterized. Lineage: Eukaryota; Metazoa; Arthropoda; Arachnida; Ixodida; Ixodidae. The record is from RefSeq and is a predicted model, not a curated record. Gene Ontology annotation, molecular function: oxidoreductase activity, acting on CH-OH group of donors; flavin adenine dinucleotide binding.
AUGUUCACCAAGGCGCAAGCCCUGGCCAUGACGCAGAUGAUGGCGGUGAUUUUCUCCAAGCUGCCAGCGCAAGAAGACUACUACGACUUCCACGAACUGUCCGAGACGUACGACUUCAUUAUCGUUGGGGAGAAUUCUGAGCUCAGCUGGUUUAUACCGGUGAAGUACGUGGACAUGCCGUGCAUCCUAAGGCUGCGUGUGACAGCACCCAACUUGCCGACGUUCCUCCGUGCAGUUGGCGGCGGGUCGGCGGGCGCCCUCUUGGCAAACCGCCUGUCGGCGAAGCCCUCCCUUCGCGUGCUCCUGCUCGAGGCCGGAGGAGUGGAAGACACCCUGAGCGCUGUGCCGCUGAUGGCCACGCUGCAGCUUCAGGGGCCCAAGGACUGGGCCUACUGGACGGAGCCCCAGAGAAACGCAUGCCUCGCGCUCACCGACCAGCGCAGUCCGUGGCCACGUGGCAAGGUGCUGGGCGGCUGCUCGGCCGUGAACUUCAUGCUGUACGUGCGUGGACACCCCGAGGACUACGACCGCUGGAGCCGCGUGCAUGGCGCCACCGGGUGGGACUGGGAGAGCGUGCUGCCCUUCUUCAAACGCUUCGAGGACCAGACCGACAUACGCCUGGCUUCGUCCGGCAUGUACGGCGUGGGCGGCGAGUUGACCGUGUCCAUGCCCGCGUCAAACACACCGCUGGCAAGGACGUUCUUGGAGGCUGGCAAGGAACUGGGCUACGACAUCGUUGACUACAAUGCCGGCCGUGGCCAGAUGAUAGGGUUCUCGACCUUCCAGACGACCAUGCGCAACGGUUCCCGCUGGAGCACAGCCAGCGCAUUCCUGAGGCCCGUCUCCGGUCCCGCAGGAAGAAAGAACUUGCACAUCUCCCUGCACUCGACGGCCAACAGGGUGCUGUUCGAAGGCACGCGAGCCGUGGGCGUGGAGUUCGUGAAGAAUGGCCGCAUCCGUACCGCAUUUGCCACCCGCGAGGUCGUCCUGUCGGCGGGUGUCAUCGAGUCGCCGCACCUGCUCCUGCUGUCAGGCAUCGGACCCAAGGAACAGCUGAAGGAGUUCGGGAUUCCGGUGAUCGCCGACCUGCCAGGCGUCGGAGAGAACCUGGCCGAGCACUUGUAUCCCGGUGGCGUCAGCGCUAGCGUCAAACGCAAGAUCGACAUAGACGUCACGCCGUUCGCCGGACCACUGCUCUUCUACUCCCGCAACAAAGGUCCCUGGACCAUCCCCGGCGGUGUGGAGACGGUCGCGUUCGUACAGACCGAGCCAGCCAAUGGAACGGCCGCUGAUGUGCCCGACAUCGAAAUCCUGCUCUUCUCUAUGUCGCCGGCGUCCAGCGAAGGCGAGAGGUUCAUGCUCGACAUCGGACUCGAACAAGAGGCGUACGACGAAUACUACAAGCCCUUGCGCGGGAGCCACGGCUACAACCUGGUGCCCGUCCUGCUGCAUCCCAAGUCUCGCGGUGUGCUGCGACUCAAGAGUGCCGAUCCCCGGAUUCCUCCGGCCAUUGACCCCCGAUACCUGUCACAUCCAGAUGACGUCCGGGUCAUUGUCAAGGGCAUGAAGGCCUCGGCGCGCAUCGCCGAGACCGAGGCGUUCAAGCAGCUCGGCUCGCGCCUCUGGCCCCGCCACUUCCCGGGCUGCGAGCGGCACCUGCUGUGGAGCGACGAGUACCUGGAGUGCCUGGCGAGGCACUACACCACCGCCCUGUGGCACCCGUCGGGCACCUGCAAGAUGGGCGGCGGCAGCGACGCCGUCGUCGACCCCGAGCUCAGGGUUCUGGGCGGCGUGGAAGGCCUGCGAGUGGUGGAUGCAUCGGUGAUGCCCGAGCCGCUGUCGGCGCACCUGAACGGCCCCACCAUGAUGAUCGCCGAGAAGGCGGCGCACAUGAUCCUCCGGGACCUGGAGGGCGAGGAUAACGAGCCCCUGGUGCCAGACGCCACGGCCGUCGUUUGAGACCUCCGUGGACGCCCCCCCGUAUUCCAGACUCAAGAACAUUGCAUCACAACCAGCUUUCCGGCAGCCUUCUGGACGCGCUUGCGCUUUGCGUCAACUUAUUCUGGGUGGUGUACAGAGCAUCAUCACAGAGUCGGUUAUCGUCAAAGCGAAGCGUCUAAAUCUAUAAUGUAGAUUACCGCUAGUGUUGCCGUGCACCAGUUCGGGCGACGGUGCAUGAAGCUAAUAUAAUGUCGGCGUAGAGCCUACAGGCUGUAGACAAGAGCCAAACUAUAGUUGAUUCCUGGGCAUGCAAAGCAAGCUGCACCGUGUAAAUUGAAAGGUUAUUGUGUAUAGCUUAGAUCGGUCUUGAUCAUGCCAGCUAGGUUGGGCGGUGUGUGUUUGAUAAGCACGACGCGUGUCGUAGGUUGCGACUGGUCGGGCUUCACGGAUCCUUGUCUUGUUGUAAACACAGAUUGGAACUUUCUUUGCGCGUUAAAGCAAAUGCGCGGGGAAAUCUUAGGAAUCUCGCAAAUAUCUCUAGACCGCACUUGUCAUCCUGUCAAGACCGAAGGUCGGCAAGCCCACUUCGCUAGAUUUACGUAAACGAAUAAGGCCCAUUUUCCACUCAUUGAAAAAAAAAAAAAAAAAAAGCUGUGAAUCCAUGUUAAAGCAUCUUCACGUCUGGCGACACAAUCUGCAAGCAUGCUUGUAACAUUGUAUAGCCCCUUAUUGAGACGCAUUAGACAAUUAUAGAAACUGCUAAAAACUUUAUAUAACGUAUUAUACACCUUGGUACUAGGAAUUUUCAUUGUAAAGCUCGCUAGUUGGUUAUUUCGACUACGCUUUAUAAGUUGUAAUAUCGGGCUUGUCGAACUGAAAAAUGGACUGAUAUAAACAGUACAAUGCAUUGGCAACAGCGUGCUUGAGCUAUUUGAAAUUGCUGGCUUUGAUUUGUCGUCCCGGACCUACGUACAGUAUGGCCUUACACACUAGCACGAAGUACCGUGGGAUUGCACGCCCUUAUAUCUGCUUUAGUUUGUUCAGGUCGUAAUUCAUACUUUCUGUUAAGUUUUAAAAACACCCGGGACCUGUGAUGCGCAGUGUUUGUACAAAUAAAUACAUGAACAUUCCUCAUUGAAUAAAAUUAUUCCAUCUCGAAUGAGCGCUGUUGUGUACGUUUCAUGAGCGCUGUUGUGUACGUUUCCCUAUUAAGGCGAAGUUUUAUUUGCCUACCAUCCGAUUCUUUCACCUGGAUCAGUCGCUGGUCGGGUUCUCGCCAAAAAGAUUCCUCCUCACUUUUAAAAAAGCAAAAAAAAAAAGGCAAGCAUGUCCUGCCGCAGGAUUCAAACCUCUACUGCCAGGUGCAGUAGUCCGAUGAUUUAAACAUUAGGUCACAACCACUUUUAUUUUCAUAGUAUUUAUUACGAACAUAAUAUGUAUUUGCGUAAGUAUUUCCUUAGCGGCAAAAUCAGUCUUA